Messenger RNA from Cladophialophora bantiana CBS 173.52, 648 nucleotides. RefSeq names its product acetyl-CoA hydrolase. NCBI's taxonomy places the organism in Eukaryota, Fungi, Ascomycota, Eurotiomycetes, Chaetothyriales, Herpotrichiellaceae. Gene Ontology annotation, biological process: acetate metabolic process. The transcript is spliced from 4 exons. Bases 1 to 648 code for a protein of 215 amino acids. Gene Ontology annotation, cellular component: mitochondrion. Gene Ontology annotation, molecular function: acetyl-CoA hydrolase activity; acetate CoA-transferase activity. The record is from RefSeq and is a predicted model, not a curated record.
AUGGCCGCCUCGGCGCUCCUGAAGAGUAGAUGCAGAAGGGCGAGCUACCUGAAUAAAUUGGCAAAGGCUGAAGACCUCAUCGACUUGUUCCCUCACAACUCAUACAUCGGCUGGUCAGGCUUUACUGGCGUGGGAUAUCCCAAAAAAGUACCAACCGCUCUCGCCGACUAUGUCGAGCAAAACGGCCUGCAGGGCAAGCUGAAGUACAACCUCUUCGUGGGCGCCUCGUCCGGCGCAGAGACGGAGAACCGAUGGGCCCGACUCAACAUGAUCGAGCGCCGCGCGCCGCACCAGGUCGGCAAGGAGAUCGCAAAGGGCAUCAACAACGGCAACAUCAAGUUCUUCGACAAGCAUCUCAGCAUGUUCCCCGUCGACCUGAUGUACGGCUUCUACACCAAGCACAAGGCCAACAAUCGCCUGGACGUCGCCAUCAUUGAGGCCUCUGCCAUCACCGAGGACGGGGGCAUUAUUCCGGGCGCCAGUGUGGGCGCGUCUCCUGAGAUCAUUCAGAUGGCGGACAAGAUCAUCAUCGAACUCAACACUGCUGUACCCAGCUUCGAAGGUCUACACGACAUUACAAUGACUGACCUCCCCCCACGGAGAAAGGCAAGUUCCAACGACCCCUUCGCACCACAUCUUCCCAGCUGA